CUGCAGCCAUUGCCAGUGUGCCUUUGCCUUGGCUGACACCUCCUUCGGACCAUCCGGCCAAUCAGAGUGCAGCUGCUUACACUGAAGAAACAUGAUCGUUUUUUUCACUCUAUUGCUCCUUUCUCUGAGCAAGUGAAGGUAGCAGGAGUGGGAGCAACCAAAAGAAAGAGUGCGCGAUAGAGGAGGAGGGAGGAGGGAGAGAGAGUGAGAGAGAGAGAGAGAGAGAGAAGGCUGCAGACAGCGGUAGGGAAAUAGCUUCUUGCACAGAACGUGAGCGAAUGGUGAUUGUACGGGCUUGUGCGACUUCCACAACUGAAAGGAAGGAGGUUUGGAGCCCCCCGAGGAUCUCAAGGAUGCCAUGUCAGGGUGUGUGAGGAGGGUGUGUACCUGGAUUAGAUUCCCGGGACCGUCAGGAAAAGAAAACCAAACACUGGCCCAUCCAAGAAUUGCAAGUGCAUCCGUUCUCCCAUGCUGCCGGUUUCCAUGGUGUUGAGGAUCUGUAGCGGUGGUCUGCAUAAUCUCAGCACCCUGGCCAGGGGAACUUACUUGUCACCCCAUCGCCAAGUCUUCGCCUGCCUAACUUAACUCCCAUCAAGGAAGCAACACCAGGACUUUACCCUGAAAACCAAACAGAUCCCCGACUUACAGAAAACUUUCGGAUUGUGAAACUUGAGGACAUUAAUCAGAAGAACAAGGUUGGAUAAAAUAAUAAGUGAAUGGACUGCUGAAAUGAGUGACGGAAAGAUACUUCCUUGAUUGUCACAGGGGAACAUUAUUUGUAUUUUAAAGUGGAGCAACACUUGAACUAUGGAGGUGGAAGGACCUUUCAUUUAGGAGUAACUUAGUACCUUAUCUGGCAUGACAGCUUUCAUGAAUGAAAUUUAGCAAACACCCAUCCUAAGAAACCCCACUGGAGUAUUAAGAAAAAUGGAGCCACAUGAACCUACUGUUGGCCAAAAAUGCACCAAGGAGCAACGGGAAAAGAACCCCUUACAAAGAAAAUGGGUCUCUGAGCCAUCUGCUGGAACGAAAAGAAAUACCUUUGCAGAUACAGAUAUUAAAAGGCAUUCACAUCGUGAACAAAGUCUUACAAGUGGUACAAACCUUUCUAGUUCAACUCAAAAGUAUAGUUCAGGAAAUCUGAUGUCAUCUACAGUGACACACUCGUCACAAGAAGGUCAAUUUCAACAGGUCUUUCCUCGGCCUUACCCCUACCAGCUGCCACAUUCAUACCCACAGGAACCUUUCCUUGGUGGUACAAAGCCACAACCAGAGUUACAGGCCCAUGCCUGGUCUUUCUCUGGUCAACUGCAAUCUCUGCCUCCAGAUGAUAUGUAUCCGGUACACUCCCGCUCUCAUGGAGUAUUUCCUCGUCAUAAGUCUCCAGCUGGUUUUGGCCAAUUUUCACAAUCUGGACCUGAGCAGCCAGAUGAAAGUCAUAAGAAGGAACAAAAACCCAAGAAGCCAGGAAAGUACAUAUGUCACUAUUGUGGAAGAGCAUGUGCUAAACCCAGUGUGCUGAAAAAACACAUUCGAUCCCACACAGGGGAGCGUCCUUAUCCUUGUGUUCCAUGUGGUUUCUCAUUCAAAACCAAGAGCAAUUUGUAUAAACAUAGAAAGUCGCAUGCUCAUGCCAUCAAAGCAGGACUUGUUCCAUUCUCUGAGCUAGCAACUCGAACAGACACUGAUCAAGCAUCAUCAGUUGGGGAAGCAGAGGCACACUCUGAUGGUGAACAAAGCACUGACACUGAUGAAGAAACUGCAGAAGGUGCAAUGUUCCCUGAAAAAUGUAGCCCGCAGAUAUCAUUUGAGUCAGAAAAGAGCCCAAUGGAAAGGGGACCAGCAUAUGCAGAUCCAGCAGAGGAAUUGUCAGUGGCAUCUAUGAAAGUGCCUAUCUUAAUUGUUCCAAAACAAGGGCUGCCAUCACCUGCUACAGAGUGCCCCCCAUUUACAGACAUUAAAGGGUCAGUUAUUGGUGGACAAAUGGGCAGAGGAGAUGAGUCUCAUACGGUUAAACAGAGACUUGCCUUAAGACUCACUGAGAAGAAAGACCUGGAUUCAGAGCAGUCUCAAAAUCUACUGAGCCCCCACAGCAAAGGUAGCACUGAUUCUGGUUAUUUUUCUCGCUCCGAGAGUGCUGAACAGCAGAUAAGUCCACCCAACACCAAUGUAAAGACUUAUGAAGAGAUAAUGUUUGGAAGAACUUGGUACCAUAGAACCAACUCAAGAUCUAGACAAUCAGUCACAGUUGGGAUGGUAGCAAUUGCUAGUCAAGACACUAAUAUCAACAAGUCUAGUGCCAUGCAGGAGUUGGCAAUGGGAAAGAUAUCAGAGGGUCAUGUGUUUUAUCAAAGUGAUUGUGCAGAAUCCCAUUUAAUCCCUGGAUGUGACCCGAAGCAUUAUCAUGCUGGCCCUUGCCAAACCAGCACAGGUCUUCUAGAAGCACCCUCUGAUUCAGGGCCACUUAUACGAAGUAAUUCAAUGCCAACACCUUCCCCAACCAACCUCAAUGUACCACCAAAUCUAAGAGGGAGUCACUCAUUUGAUGAGAUGAUGACUCAAGAUGACGUCUUUUACACAGGAGCUGCAGGUCUAAAAAGAUUGAGGAGACAGAGCGCAUUUGAACACUCUGUUCAGGAAGGGCAUGGAGAGUCCGAAACCUAUGGGAAGAUCACUGGUCCAAACUCAAGUUUGAGGGGGCAUUUGAUGCCAGAAUUGAAAGGUUCUGGCUCAGAGAUGGCUUGUCCGGAAGUACGCACAGCUUACACUUCAUAUGGUACAAAGGUGGGAAUGACAGAGUUUACCACAAGAAAACGUCGGAUGAAAAAGAGUGUCGGUGAAGAGGAAGACUGCCUUGGACAAGAUGAUGGCAGCCGUAGUGGUUCUACUGAAAUGGCAGAGGACUAUGACUUAAGGCAAGGAAGUCAAGAUUCUUCCAAGGCUGUUCCACCUAAUAAGGGGUCCGUUUUUAGAGCACAUAGCCCUUCAGACAGUUUUGAUAGAAGUUCAUGUAUGACACCAGAGGAUGUGGUCCAUGUUCAAGAUUCAGACACAAAGACUGGUGGAAAUGUAAUUUCUGUCAUUCAACAUACUAAUUCGUUGAGCAGGCCAAACUCAUUUGAGAAGACUGAAUCAAUAGAACACCCAUUUUAUCAGCCAGAUAAGCAUGCUGGACAUCUUUCUGAGCAAUCAGACACAGAAAAUAUUGAUGAUGUGCAGAGCCCUGAUUCUCAUCAUAGAUCAGAAAGCAUGGAACAUCAGCAGCAGGGUGACAAUGAACAGGGAUCUUUCUCUUCUAACACACUUUAUCAUAUGCCCCACAAACUUGUACGUCAACCAAACAUUCAAGUGCCUGAAAUAAGAGUUACAGAAGAGCCUGACAAACCAGAAAAAGAACCUGAAGUCCCAGCAAAAGAACCAGAGAAACAUGUUGAAGAAUUUCAGUGGCCACAACGAAGUGAAACAUUGUCCCAGCUCCCUGCAGAAAAGCUACCUCCAAAGAAGAAACGUCUGCGUCUUGCAGAUAUGGAGCACUCUUCUGGGGAGUCCAGCUUUGAGUCCACUUGUACUAGUCUGUCAAGAAGCCCUAGUCAAGAAAGUAACUUAUCUCAUAGUUCAAGCUUUUCAAUGUCAUUUGACAGAGAGGAAAGCAUCAAAUCUGUAUCCCCAACUAAACAAGAUGAAUUUGCUAAGCAGUCUGAGUUCUUAACUGUUCCAGGAAGUGGCCAUUCUCUGUCAAUACCAGGCCAUCAUCAAAGAGAAAUGCGACGUUCUUCAUCAGAGCAGGCACCCUGUGCUUUGCCCACUGAAGUACCAGAAAUACGUAGUAAGUCAUUUGACUAUGGAAGUCUUUCAACUGGGUCGAGACAAGGAGAAGUAUAUGCAAGUGCUUCAGCUAUGAAAGAGCGAAGACGAGGUUACCUUGUUAGGCAAGCAUCACUCAGUGUUUAUCCUGAAUUAGUGGUUCAAGAGCCAAUUUCAGAGUUGUCUAUCAAACAAGAGCAUUCUGACCAUGUUUCUCAAGCUGGUUUAACUGGUACAUCCUAUUGUGUGGCUAAUGACUUGCCAAGACCCAGAAGAGGUACACAGUCGGUUCUCGGAUCACAUAUCUUGCUGCAACAAAGCAUCAGCGAGGACAGUCAAUCUGAGGAUCAUUUCCAGAACACUCCUCGCUUGCCUGCACAGCUUUCUUCAGAUAGUGAACAUUCAGUGCAUGAGCACAUGACCCAAGAUUUAUUUCAGCAUUCUUCACAUCAGAGCAGCCUGGCAUCCUCACCUUUCUUGCCAUUUCAACCGAUGCUCUGGCAUCCUGAAUCAACACAAAGAAACAAGCAACACCUUGCAUUCCAGCCACAUAAUUUACAAAAGCUACAUAUCAAACAGCCAAAUCUACAGCCUUUUCUUCAAAAACCAUACCAACCUCCUCACCAAAUUCAAGUGCAAACAGACUCAAAAACUGAUGGGGCAAGUCACAACUAUCCAUAUCCCUCAAGAGCCUCCCCACAGCAGCUUGGGGUAUUGUCAUCUAAAGUACUGACUACAAGCUUCCUACAACAAGUUCAGCCUACUUUUGCAACUCAAAACGUAGGUUCACAACAAUCACUCCCUGGAAUGCUGGUCCCAGUCAGGAUCCAGACAAAUGUGCCAUCUUAUGGUAGUGUUAUGUAUACAAGUGUUUCACAAAUCCUUGUCACUCAUGCUCAGAGCACAACUUCUGUCAGAGUUAUAUGCACAGAUAAUGUGUCGACUGCAUCAAUAACAGGCACUGCAUCAAAGCACCAUGUAGGCAUCAAUUUAUCAAAAAUAUUAGGACAUUCAGGAGGGUCUAUAAAUUUUCCAAUGUGGAAAGUUCCUGAAUAUUUACCCGGAAGCCUUAAUACAGGAAUUCCUUUGUCUUUGACAUCAGGGACUAUCUCUACUACAGAUGCUUCCUCUAAUAUUGGGGGGAGUAAGAGAAUGUUGUCGCCAGCAAGCAGUCUUGAGCUUUUUAUUGAAACCAAACAACAGAAACGGGUCAAGGAAGAGAAGAUGUAUGGCCAGAUUGUGAAGGAGCUUAGUGCAGUUGAACUGAGCAAUUCCAGUGCCCCAAAAGACGAGUCCACUAAAGCUGAAUUUUCAAAGAGAGAUGACUCCAUAGAUGAGCAAGAGAGGAUGUCCUCGUCUCCACCAUCUGACUUUUUGUCAUCCAAAUAUCUUGGGUACCCGUCUGCACCUCAUUUACCUGAUGUGCCACCAAAAGACAACUUCAUUCCACCCUUGCAAAUCAUUACAAAUGUGACUAGCAGAGCAGAUUCCCCAGAGGAGCUUGAUGUUGAUGAAUCUACACCAGAGGCAAGCUCAAGCCCACAAUCAGUAAUGUCUUCAAGUGAUACUCAAGAAGAAUCCAAACAGAGCAUGGGUAACAAGUUUCCAGUAAACAUGCUUGUGCAGCUAGCUGCCAAUCAAGGCGGUGGAGUUGUUGGUAGCACACUUAUGCUGACUGACUUGGCAGAUGUCCAUCAGUUUUUUCAAUUCCCAAGUCUUCGCACACCAACCAGUGUCAGCUGGUGCUUCUUAAAUUAUACCAAACCAAAUUAUGCCCAUACAACUCCCCUAACCUCUGUGUAUGGUUCUUGGUGCAUCAGCUCCUACAACCCCAAUCCACUGAACCUCAGCACCAAGGCAACUCUGGCACUUCUUCGAUCAAAACAGAGGAAGAAUACAGAGAUGUACACAAUGGCUGCUAUGCACCAACCUGGCACUGGAAAAUUGGUUUCAUCCUUGCGGUGGAAACAGAAGUUUGAGCAGUUGAAGCCAGAGCAUAUACAGUUGGAUGUUGGAAAGUUUGCUAAGAAAAUGAAGGGAAUUAGCUCAAGAGACAGGGGGAAAGAGGACCAUGGAGAAAAAGAUGCUUGUUCAAAACAGGCUGAACCCACUCGCAUCAAAAUCUUUGAAGGAGGGUACAAAUCCAAUGAAGACUAUGUUUAUGUGCGUGGCCGAGGCCGAGGAAAGUACAUCUGCGAAGAGUGCGGGAUCCGCUGUAAAAAACCAAGCAUGCUGAAAAAACACAUUCGCACACACACAGAUGUCAGGCCAUAUGUCUGCAAGUUCUGCAACUUUGCUUUUAAAACAAAAGGAAAUCUUACAAAACACAUGAAGUCAAAAGCUCACAUGAAAAAGUGCUUAGAGCUUGGAGUAUCAGUGACUUCGGUGGAUGAAACAGAGGCAGAAGAACUAGACACUACUGAGGAGGUCCAAAGAGGAUCAGAGAAGAAGGGCAUGUCAGAGAUAAUGGCAGAGCACCAGUUCUCUGAUGCUGAUGAUUCAGAGGGUGCUGAAGAGGAUGGUGAUGAAGUUGAUGAAGACGAGGAUGAUGAUGAGGAGUAUGAGGGUGAUUCAACACCGAAAACACGCUCUCGAAGCACAAGCCCACAGCCAUGUUCCAUCCCCUCACUCGCCAUCACUGCAAUUGCCGCUUCACAGGAAUCUAUCCCAGAGGGUUUGGCCAUCUCCAAACAGCCAAUUUUCACUUACUUCACUAGUUUGCCCAGUAUUCAGAUCACUCAGCUCAUGGCACCCAGUGAGAAAGCUGGAGAAAUCCAGAUGGCUGAAUACCAGAAGCUCCUUCAAGGGGCUCUGGGUGAAGAUCACAAAAACAGACUGGAUGUGCCUAGCUCUAUGGAUGAAGACCUGGCUCUCUCUCCAGAACACAGCUCAUCCUCCUUUGAAUUCUCAUGCUCCCGGCUGUCUUCACCAGGCUGUGAUUCCUCCCCCCUUCGAGAAAGCUCACCUUCCUCUAGGCGGUAUCUGUCCCCUCGAAGGGACCUCUCCCCACGUGGCCGUUUGUCACCAAGGCGAGAAGCAUCUCCCCUUAGGCAUAUCUCCCCCAGGCGGGAUGUUUAUAGAAGAGAUCUGUCACCAAGGAGGGACCUUUCUCCAAGAGGACAUCUCUCUCCCAUCUCCCAAACAGGACGGCCAACAUCCCCAGGAAGGGAUCUCUCUGGCAGACUUUCUCCCAGAAGCCGCAGGGGGAUGAUCAGGCCUGUGUCGCCCAGAAGGGGUCUCCAUUAUCAAAGUGGCCCAUGGGCGCUCAGCCCCAGUCCACAUGCAGAGAUGAUAUCAUUAAGCCAAAAGACCAAGGGCCAUGCAGAACCAGAGAUGGAUCAGCGAAAGACAUCUCAUCUUCAAGAGGAUCCUUGCAACACAGAUGCUCCCAGCAUCAACCAGGGAUUAUUUAGCCACCUUCCUCUGCACUCCCAGCAACAGAUCCGCACUCCAUUCUCUAUGAUCCCCAUCGGCGGCAUCCAGAUGGUCCAUUCUGUGCCCACUUCUGUCACAGGUCGUGCCCACCCCACACGCCUUCCACUACAGAAGAGCACCUCAGAGGAGUCCAGCACCAGUGAGGUGUCCUUCCACCUCUCUGAGGGUAAAGGGCCCACCAGCAAAGGCUCAGACGACUCACCCCAACACCAGGAAAAACCCACGUCCCACAAGGCUCCAUCACUUUCCUCACAAAAGUCACAAGAGGACAGCGCCGAAAUGUCAGACAAGGAGAGCAAGCAAGAAGAGUGCAUCCAAACAUGCACUAACGCAAUAGCGUCACUGUGCAUCGCCUCGGAAGAAACGACGGACAGACCGCCACUUCCCAUUGAUCCUUACCAUCAGCGCACUUUAUUUCAGUCACCCGCAGCUCAGCAAGACUGUGCGGUGAGAGCGCAGCACUACUGCAGCUCAGAGAUCAGCCACCCCCUACACUCCAGAGCAGAGAGCAGUGUGUCUGCCACAUCAAAGACUCCCACAGCAAGCCAUCCCACUCUCUACAACACAGAGACAGCAGAGCGAGUGUCUGGCCAACAGAGUCGUGGAGAGAGGCCAGCAACCAUAAAGAAGAGCAAAGAUUCAAAAGACAAUAGGUGAACAAGGUCAAAUGAGAGUGGUAUCACAGGUUUUAUAUUUACACAUGUAUAUCCAUGCAAACAAGAUCAGUCUAAAACACAAGUGAACUGAUUCAGUGGUUUCGAUGUACAUUUAUAGCAUGCCUUUUAUAAGAUGGUUUGCUAUCUUAACUAUAAGGACUUUCUUAUUUAAAGUUUCAAAGAAUAUAUA
Danio aesculapii is the source of this 8085-nucleotide messenger RNA. It is a transcript of the gene hivep2a, whose product is annotated as HIVEP zinc finger 2a. NCBI's taxonomy places the organism in Eukaryota, Metazoa, Chordata, Actinopteri, Cypriniformes, Danionidae. Gene Ontology annotation, biological process: regulation of transcription by RNA polymerase II. Gene Ontology annotation, molecular function: RNA polymerase II cis-regulatory region sequence-specific DNA binding; DNA-binding transcription factor activity, RNA polymerase II-specific. The record is from RefSeq and is a predicted model, not a curated record. Bases 928 to 7896 code for a protein of 2322 amino acids. The transcript is spliced from 10 exons. Gene Ontology annotation, cellular component: nucleus.